UCAAGCAUAAAAAAGAAGCUCAUGUCUCACCACCAUCAUGGUCAUCAUCUUCAUCACCAUCAUCAUCAUCUCUCUUCCAUGGCGAGUUUGCUCACCAAUCUUCCUUAUCACAAUGGAUUCAACCCUUCUACUGUCGACGAUGAAAGUUCAAGAUUCAUGUCCAAUAUCAUCACAAAUACUAACCCUAAUUUCAUCACUCCAAGCCACCUCUCUCUUCCUCCUCCUCAUGUUAUGACCCCAUUGACGAUGUUCCCAACCUCUAGAGAAGGAGAUUUCAAGUUUAUAACCACAUACAACACAAACCAGUCUCAUCAAGACAAUAACCUUUACAACAAUUUCGACAUAUUGUCAGCCACACCAGUCAUAAACAAUCAUCAUCAACCUUUACUCUCUUCUUCUUCUCAUGAUAAUAAUGAUCCCCAAUGGCCAGCGUUACCAGAUUUCCCAGCGAGUACCAUUUCCGCUUUUCAAGAAACGUCCCUUCAAGAUUAUGAUGAUGCUAAUAAACUCAACGUGUUUGUGACACCGUACAACGAUAAUAAUGCCAAGAAGCUAUUAUGUGGAGAGGUUCUCGAAGGCAAAGUACUAUCCUCCUCCUCGCCAAUUUCACAAGAUCACGGCCUUCUUCUUCCCACCUCGUACAACUUGCAAAUGUCAACCACGGUCGAUCAUCAUCAUCAUCAUCGAGCGGACUCAUACAUCAAUCACAUGAUCAUACCUUCAUCAUCCUCAUCGUCGCCAAUCUCUUGUGGACAGUACGUCAUUACUUAAGCAAACCCUAGUCUUCAGUACUGCUAGUCUUACUCCAUCAACAUGGGAUUCCUAGACAUGGGUACGUAUUAAAUACCUAUAUAGAAUCUAUAUACGAUUUUUAUCUAUAUAUAAAUAGAAAGAGAGGGAAACAUAAAUAAUCACCCAUAUGUUUAUAAGUCUUUUCAAUAUAUAUAUAGUACAAGGAUUUGUGAUAUGUUACAUGGAAUUACUUUUGAUAUGUAUUGCAUUGAAUUUGAAUAAUGAGGGAAAACAUAAAUGUUGCUCUAGUUCUUCUUAAUUCAGGUUAUCGUCGUGUGAGUUGUGGAAAAAGUUUUACUAUACUACAUAUAAAGUUCGCCCUUAGACACAUUUUAAUGAACACGUACAAACACACAAAUGUAUGUAAAAGCACGUAUAUGUGAAGGAUGUACGAUCUCUCUCUCUCUCUCUCUCUC
Camelina sativa (false flax) is the source of this 1208-nucleotide messenger RNA. Lineage: Eukaryota; Viridiplantae; Streptophyta; Magnoliopsida; Brassicales; Brassicaceae. The record is from RefSeq and is a predicted model, not a curated record.